AUGAUCUUCAAUUUCUUUAUUUUUUUUCUUAUUUUUUAUUUAUACUUAUUCUUUUUUUGUUCAGCAUUUUUCACUUAUUUUUCAUUUCUCUUUUUUUCUUUCACUUGCAUUUCAUUUUCUUGUCACUUUUUUUUUCAUUUAAGCAAUGUUUCUUUUUUCUCUUCUUUACUCACUGUUUCUUAUUCUUUAUCUUUUUUUUUAUUUUUUCAACAUAAUUUUUCAUAUUUGUCUCUAUUGUCAUCAUGGAAUAUUAUUUCAGUAUUUAUUUGUUUCUUUUUCCUUCACUUUAUUCUUUGUUUAAUUUUUCUUUCUUUGUUUUUUUUUUUUCAUCUUUAUCUCUUUCUUCAGUUAGUUCUCUCUUUCUAUCUCAGACAUUUUUUGUUUGAUUUUUCAUUCCUAUAUCUUUCUUACCUCCCACGAUUUCUUUUUUAUGAUGAUGCCUUGACAUGGAACAACUAA
Messenger RNA from Acanthosepion pharaonis, 459 nucleotides. NCBI's taxonomy places the organism in Eukaryota, Metazoa, Mollusca, Cephalopoda, Sepiida, Sepiidae. The record is from the annotation of a GenBank genome assembly.